UGCACUUCACUUCAAGUUCGCCCAGCUCCGACUCACGGUCAAGGUUACGCCGCGCGCGCUCCCGCUCAGCUCCCGCGUGUAACCAGACGCUCAACCUCCGGAAUUUUCACCCAUUUUCCGGAAUUUUCGCCCAUUUUCCGGAAUAAAAAGAUCCCAUCUCCCACACGGAAGCACUCCGGAGUUUCAAAAAUUUGUCCGCUAUUCGAAUCCAAGUUCUCCGUCCAGAAACUUGAGUCCUCGAAGCUGGAUUCCAGACGAAAAGGAUAAUUUUUCAACAACCAAAAAAAUCACCUACUUACGCUUAGAUAUUGACGUUAGUGUCUUAGUUUGAAGUUCCUCGAGAAUUAUCACCGAAAAAUUUUAAUGUCGAAUAAUUUUUCAAGGACGCACCACGGAGUUUAGGAAAUUCAAUCGGAGAAAUACUCGCGAUUUCGAGUCCCCGGUUUCAGCCCCAAUGGUGGUUCGCUUUCAGCUUUGAUUCGGUGGCUGUUGUACUACGUGAUUUGUGUGUAUAGUGGUGUUUCAGUGGGAAAUUUAAAGCUGUGUUGAGUUUGACUGGUGGCGAUAUUUCGAAGGUCAAAUGAUGGAUUUCGUGGGGAUACUGGCUGUGAUAUGUACGAUUAGUGUGACCCUUGCAAUGGGCUUUACUGGAGGCGAUGACAGGUUCAUGAAAAAAUACGCCAUGAUGAAAGUGUAUGAAAGCUGUUUCGGAGCGGAGGUAGUGAAGGAGGUGCGGAAAGAGAUGAAAUUGGCGACGGCCAAGUGCAACGGCAUGAUGCCAACCACGUCUUCCAUCUACUCCUAUCAACCAUCAAACAAGCAUCAAACGCAAGCGCAAAUUGCCGCUGCACUUCACUCCAGCUCUCCGCUCAGGUUGGGCUCUUCGAAGCCUUCAAAUUCUGAUUUCUACACGCAAGCGACAGCGUACAACGUGGCUCAACAACGACCGGUGUCCGCGUCACCAUCCAACAGUGAAUCCAGCGUGCAACACCUCCUCCAGCAGGCGUCCAACUCCCUCACCGGAAACGGGAAUGAUCCGCUCAAAUCUGGCGGGAUCGACCUCAACAAAUUGCAGCAGGUCAUUCUGUCCGGCAUCAACAAGCAGUCUCAGCAACAGCAACAACAACAACAACAGCAGCAGGUGCAACAACCAUUGUUCAACUCGGCCUUGCUCCAACGGCCCUCGUACCAGACAGCAGCGGCGUCCCAACUGCGGCCGUACGUGCAGCAGCCUUUACAACAGCCGUUGCAACAGCCCCUGCAACAGCCUCUGCAACAAUUUUCUCAAUAUCAGCAGCCGUUGCAGAACCCCAACCUUUUAUAUCAGAACCCUGCACCUCUGACCAACGACCUGUUCCAGGCGCAGCAGCAGCAAUCACUAUUCGGUCCUCAGCAACCUUUGCAGCAGUACAACAACCCGUUCCUUUACCAGAGUCCUUUCUACAACCCAUACUUUUCCGCCAGAGCAUCGCGCGAUUUGGAUGUUAAAGGACAACUCGAGACGCUGACGGCUAAAUUGACCGGAAAAGUAAAGAAUGUUACUUGUGUUAUGCAAGAAUUAGGAUACUUAGAUUCAAAUUUGGAGCCGGAUUAUGUGAAAAUGGUAGAGAGGAUAAACCGACUGCCAAUAUCGGAAGAGCUGAAAAGGGACAUGGCUGAAGGCGUCGAAUACUGCCGACAGUUUUCGCAAUGCGUUCCAGACUCGAGGAAAGACAAGCUAGCGAAAGAAAUGCUCCGACCUAUGUUCUUCUUCCGAUGUUAUAAGCAUAAAAAACUUGAGGCGUGUAUCAUGAAAGAUAUAAGAGAAAGGUAUUCCAAUGGAAACGAAGAUUUCCUGGACGAGAACGUGCUGGGAGGAGGUGGCGACAUGCGCUCUAUGAAAAGCAGAAACCAGACUUUGGACGACGAACACAUGGAAGUAGCCAUUUAUGAGUUCCUUUACGGGGGUGACACUGCCCAGCUCGACUCACUUCUUUAGUCACGGGUCUAGCCGACCUCAUCAAAGUUUCCUUGAUAGGGAGGGUUUACUGUUAUUCUGAGAAAAAAAAAAUGAGUACGUGCAAAAGAAGACUUCGAAGAAAGAAAAAACUAGAAAAUCGCGCAUGCACUCCACACAGCACGGCUUACAGGCAGGUCUCAACCUUAACCUGUUUAAAAUUCAGCUUUGAUACCCCAUAGACAUAAUCACGGUGAAACCUGUGGGCUGAUUGUUGAAAUUGAUAGAAAAAGCGGUGGACAAAGAAGACAUAGGGAGUAUGGAGCUAUCCCAAUGGUUGAAACUGGUGGUUCUUACAGACUAAAAGGGAAAAUGAUGGACUAACUAGAGGGUAUCUUGUCGGUUGCUGUUCGUUAGUGUAUUACCAACCUUCUUUAUCCAUUGCAACCACCUGCUUCCAUCAAUUAGUAGGAUCCCUCCAAAUCCCUUUUGUCUUUUUUGUCUACGAAUUUCAAUAAUCGGCCCACUGAUCAUAAGUAGGGGCCUUCUCACGGAGUAAAACCGCUGGAAGCGGAACUGUGAAUUUAAAAUGACUGCAAGUAAAUGGACCUGCUCUCAACUAAAUACUGACACUCAACAGAAACAUUUCUCCAUCCCGUGAUAAUGAUGAAUAAUGAUCAUCAUCAUGAGUUUGAGUCAUGUUCUCAUGUUGUACCUUAAUUAUCAGAAACUUCCAGCAUCAACACAGAAGCGACUUGACUGUUCGUCGCUUACUCCCUAUCAAGGAAAUAUUUUCCUAUUUGUCCCUGCCAUAAUCUUAAUUCUUUUAAGGGAGGGAUCUAGCACUCCUCCUCAUUAUUUGAAAUUGUUUUGAUCAAAUAGAACUGAUUUUCAUAAAAUUAAAUGCAGACUAGAUAUUGUGUUCUUGGCACACAUUUCCUUCUCUUGUCGCAAAGACUGAAACAUGUUUGCAAACAUUUUUCAGAGGGUUUCACAAAUUUGUGCAUUUAUUUGGUUUUUUAAUACUAGGAACAAUUGGUUCUCCUGGGGAUAUAUCUCUGUGAAGAACCUCCAAUUUUACACAAAUGCAAUUUUUGGUUCCAAGAUUCUUAAUGCGGUUAACAGAAAAGACGGCAACCAAAAGUUUUAUAUACUGUGAAAAUAGGUUCACUCUACUUUCAUGAAUAAAUUGAACUCCAAGUGAUUCUGAAAAAUUUAGUUUGCUCUGUAUCAAGAAUACAGUCUAGUCCAAAAAUUGAAUUUUUCACAAGUUAAUGUUUGUUUUUAGUGAUAAAGAAAAGAAAUAAAAUAGAUCGCUUUGACAAUGGAAGUGUUUCCAAAAAGUCAAGAAGUAGGAUAUUCUUUCCCGGCCUAAAAUAAUUGUUGGGUAGCUUAAACUUAGAAAAUUUGUGUGAGGUCUCUUUGAAUUAAAAUCCUUUUCACAGUCUACAAUCAAGAUCCCUUCAAUUGUGAUUUUAUCAUUUAUUCUUUAUUUGGUCAUUUGGCUAAAAUACAAUCAUCCUAUUACAGGAUACUGAUUUUAUGUAAAUACUGCACAGCAAGCCAACCAUUUGUGUUGAUUGGAUUCCAGACAAAAUCUACGUCAGAUGGGUAAUCCUAAAUGCUCCUAAUCCUUAAAUACCAAAUUGGUAAUUAAUAUCAACGUAGGUUUCUGAGCAUGAAGUAUUGACUGGAUCUGCAAAUGUGUUCAAUAUCUCUUGUAAAAAUAAAAGAUAGUCAAUAAAAAUCCAUUUUGUGGGCUUCUUAUUUCAUAA
Molecule: messenger RNA, 3711 nt
Organism: Bemisia tabaci
Lineage: Eukaryota; Metazoa; Arthropoda; Insecta; Hemiptera; Aleyrodidae
Source: RefSeq, a predicted model, not a curated record